AUGGCGCUGCCAGAACCUGAUGGCGGUCAAUCUGACGCGAAGCAACCGAAGGGAGGCCUCCCACGCCGCGAGCUGGAUGCUUUACGCUGGAAGAACACACUGGCAUCCGUUUGUAUGUUUGGUGCAAUCAGUGGCAUAUUCGGAAUGUCGCCGCUUGCACAUCUGAUGAACCAGCACACACCAGCGCACCUGAAGUGGCUGGCACCUGGAGUCACCGUACCCGCGGUGACACACUUUCUGGCACAAGUGGUAGUGCUGCCCCUGACUGGCGGUAUGUCCAAGAAGCUGAAACCGCUGCAAAUCUGGCUGCUGGUUGCUGUUGGUAUGGCGAGCCCGCUGUCAAUCGGCCUGAGUUCAUUGGAAGGCAUGUUCUGGCUUCAAUAUGUUGGUGCUGCCUUGGCUUCUGUCGGCGUAGCCUGCUCUUUGGAAUACACGCAGGUCGUCGUCCUGCAGUGGUGGGCCAUUGACGGCAGGCAAAAUUUGGGCCUCGCCUUCCAGGGAGCCCUGAUGGCCAGCUUGAUGGUUGUCAUCUCCUUGCUGUUGGGCAUCAGCGGCAGUUCCUGGGGCCUUGCUGGAGCAGCCUACUCCGAAGUUUGCUUCCUGGCAGUCAUGAAUCUCUAUCCACUGCUUCUUGCAUGCCGAGGUGAACUUGGCCCGCCGGCAGCAGAUUUGACAACAACGCAUGGAAUUCAACGAGCCUCAGAAUCACUGCCGGCAGGGUCUCCAGCAUCUCGAGCGACUUUGGGCACACUGAUACGAUCUGCGGGCUUCUGGCACAUUGCGAUGCAUCAGUUUCUGGUUCCUUUUAGCGGCUUUGGAAUAAAGCUGCUCCUGACCUCCAUCUUCGAAGCCGCUUAUGGUACCUCCUUCUUGCAUUCGGCGUACCUCGCAAGUCUCAGCAUGGUUCUUUUUGUUUUGACUCGUAUGCUAUUCCCUCUCAUCAGCCGAGCUGUCCCGAUAUUCUUGGUGCUCGGCAUCAUGCUGCUACUUAACUCUGUCCUUUAUGCAGCUUUUCCCCUCAUCAUCGCCCACCUUCCUGUGUGGUGGCUGCUUGCUGCAAAAUCCAUGGCCGGCGCCAUUUUCGCAGGCAUGCUCUGCCUGAAUCCUCUGGUGCUGCUUCAACUCUAUGGCCCUGCAGAUCUCCCAGCGGUUUUUGCAGCGGCAGGGCCUGCUCGAGGCCUCGGCUUCGCGCUGGGACCUGCAGCUGCGUAUUACCUCUCCUUGGCAAGCCAAGACGACGGCACGGAGCUGCAAAGCUCUUAUGACCCUUUUUUCUACAUCUGCGCCGCCUUGAGCUUGGUCGCGGCCAUGAACAUGGCGUGCUUGCGAAGAGUCAGCAUGCACAGAUAG
Symbiodinium natans is the source of this 1350-nucleotide messenger RNA. The record is from the annotation of a GenBank genome assembly. Lineage: Eukaryota; Dinophyceae; Suessiales; Symbiodiniaceae.